UGUGUAUCUUGUAAAUAAAUAAGCUGUCAAACUAUGUUGAAUGACGUUUGGAGGUAAUCAAAAAUCGUCCGCUUGUGGUUGUGAAAUAUCAAUAAACAUGUCAUCACCGGCCGAUCGCCAUUAUCCGUUUGACUCGCCGGAAAACAAGGACGGAGCACCACUCUACAACAGCACCGAUGGUUUUCUUCCGCUCGGCUUCAGUACGCCUCAACAUCGAAGCACAACGCAAAACAGUGCGCACAGUCGAAACUACUAUACGGCUCAGCCGAAAUAUAUGCUUCCUCGCCCGAGAGGGUACCAGCACCGAGGUCGCAAUCCUCAGCAGAAUAGCGCAGCAGCACCACCAGAGAAUUCCUCUCCCGGGAAUGAGGAUGGUCCAAGCAUUGGUCCCCAGGAACGAAAAAAUUUCGAAACGAAACGUCAUUGGAAGGGUAACUUUAAUAACUACAACCAGCAGCAUAACCGCCAGAGGCAGAGGUUUGGUUUUGGGCAUCAGAGCAAAGGUAAUAGCAGAUAUAACAUAAAGGAUUACUUUCACCCUUCGAUGCUGGAAAAUCCUUGGGAACAUUUAGAGCGAAAAAGUCAGCAGGAUAAGGUCGAAAAUGAUGAUGACUCCAGUGAAGCUGGUGGAGGUGACGGUAGCAGUGGAGCAGGAGAGGACUAACGGGUUUUUGGAAUGGAUUUUGGCGAUUGAUUUGCUUGACGAGUGAGUUGUUAACAUGAAUAUAU
This is a messenger RNA of Topomyia yanbarensis, 729 nucleotides long. RefSeq lists its product as uncharacterized. The transcript has 3 exons. NCBI's taxonomy places the organism in Eukaryota, Metazoa, Arthropoda, Insecta, Diptera, Culicidae. The record is from RefSeq and is a predicted model, not a curated record. Bases 41 to 664 code for a protein of 207 amino acids.